AUGGAGAAUGUGGGAGGUGGAGGACCAGCAAUUGGUAUUGACUUGGGCACCACAUACUCAUGUGUUGCUGUAUGGAAACACAACAAAAUAGAGAUCAUAACCAACGAUCAAGGCAAUCGAACAACACCAUCUUGUGUUGCUUUCACUAAUAAUGAACAGCUCGUUGGUGAUGGUGCCAAGAAUCAAAUUGCAAAGAACCAUGCAAAUACUGUAUUCAAUGUGAAGAGGCUGAUCGGCAGGAGGUUCAGUGAAGCCAUGGUGCAGGAUGACAUAAAGUUGUUGCCAUAUAGGGUCAUACAAGGGCCCAACGACAUGCCAAAAAUUAUGGUUACUCACAUGGAAAACGAGCAACAAUUUUCUACCGAAGAAAUUUCAUCAAUGAUUCUUAAGAAGAUGAAAGAAGUUGCAGAGGCUUAUGUAGGUCAGACUGUUAAAAAUGCUGUCAUCACAGUCCCAGCUUAUUUCAAUGAUUCUCAACGUCAAGCAACCAAGGAUGCUGCUACUAUUGCUGGCUUAAAUGUCCUUCGCAUGAUCAAUGAGCCAACAGCAGCUGCAAUUGCUUAUGGUAUAGACAACAUGUUGGGGCUUACUGGAAAGAGGAAUGUGGUUGUAUUUGAUCUCGGUGGUGGCACUUUUGAUGUCUCUAUUCUCACCAUUGAUGAAGUUGGUAAGUUUGAGGUUAAGGCUGUUGCUGGUGACACUCAUCUGGGAGGUGAAGAUUUUGAUAACCGUAUGGUUGAUUAUUGUGUUGAGGAAUUUAAGAAGAAAUACGAAAUGGAUUUAACUGGAAAAAAGAGGGCCUUAGGAAGGUUGAAAGCUGAAUGUGAGAAAGCAAAGAGGGUUCUUUCUUAUGCUACGCAAGCUUCAGUUGAAUUAGAAUUGUUGCACAAGGGUAUUGACUUUUCAAUGGCUUUUAGUCGUGCGAAAUUUGAGGAGCUUAAUAUGAGUUAUUUUACAAAGUGUAUUGAACAGCUGGAGAGUUGUUUAGCUGAUGCAAAUAUGACUAAAGGAAAUGUGGAUGAGGUGAUUCUUGUUGGUGGGUCUACUAGGAUACCAAAGGUCCAACUAAUGUUACAGGAGUUCUUUGAUGGGAAGGAGUUAUGCAAGAACAUCAACCCAGAUGAAGCUGUUGCUUAUGGGGCGGCAGUUAUGGCUGCAAACUUAUCUGGUGAUACUACCAAAAUGAUAAAGGAGGUGAUGGUAACUGAUGUCACUCCCUUGUCACUUGGCAUUGAGACAAAAGGUGAUAUAAUGACUGUUGUUUUCCGGAAUUCCACCUGCUCCAAAGGGAGUCUCACUAAUAUCACGGAAAAACUUACUGUUACCAAUUAUGGUGGAAGAAUAUCCAAGCAAGAGGUAGACAAAAUGAUGAAAGAUGCCGAGAAGUUCAAGGUUGAGGAUCAACGGUUCAAAAGGAAGGCAGAAGCAUACAAUGCAUUGGAUGAUUGCAUAUACGACUUAAGGAAGAAGAUCAAAAGUAAUGAUGUGCCCCCAAAGGACAUGAAGAACAUGCAUUAUGCACUUGCUGUAACGAUGCAAUGGCUCUCUCAGGGCAGAGUUGCAGAGGUUGAAGAGAUUGAGCGCAGGAAGAAGUACCUGAUCAAUUUGGUAUCUAGGUUUCCAUUUCGAAAAACUUAA
Molecule: messenger RNA, 1638 nt
Organism: Lactuca virosa
Lineage: Eukaryota; Viridiplantae; Streptophyta; Magnoliopsida; Asterales; Asteraceae
Source: the annotation of a GenBank genome assembly